UGUUUGUUUACAUGUUAUAGUCGCAUCUCGCGACUUAUCUCCCGAACGUCUUUUCAUUGUUAUUUCGAACGUUUUGUCGCAGUGAUACACACACGGGGUAUUUGGAAAGCUCAUAAAUCAAAAUGAAGACGCUUAUUAUAUUACUUUUCGUAAUAAAAUUAAUUUCUGCAAAGCCGACAUCGAUUGUUUUGUGGCAUGGAAUGGGAGACACAUGCUGUGUAAGCUUCAGUCUAGGUGGUAUAAAACUAUUUUUAGAAAAAAAAAUUCCUGGUGUCUAUGUCAAUUCUCUAAGGAUUGGCAAUUCCACUGUAGAGGAUUUCGAGAAUGGGUACUUUAUGAAUCCAAACAAGCAGGUUGAUUAUGUGUGUGAGCAGUUAGCUUCGGACCCCGAACUGAAAGAUGGGUUCAAUGCCAUCGGCUUCUCUCAAGGAAGCCAGUUUCUGCGAGCAGUAGUCCAACGUUGCGGCCACAUUCUGCCUCCGAUUAAGAAUCUGAUAACUCUUGGAGGUCAGCACCAAGGAGUUUAUGGUCUCCCUCAUUGUGGAGCUCUCAUGUAUCCUACCUGCGACUACAUCAGACAACUACUCAACUACGCUGCUUACGACAGCUGGGUGCAAGACACUUUAGUCCAAGCGACAUACUGGCACGAUCCCUUAGACGAGGAAGCGUACAUAAACAAGAGCAUCUUCUUAGCUGAUAUCAACAAUGAAAUUCGAGUGAACAAGACGUAUAUAGAAAACCUCAAUAACUUGGAACAUCUCGUCUUGGUGAAGUUUGACAAUGAUACGAUCGUGCAACCGAGGGAAACGGAAUGGUUUGGAUUCUAUGAGCCAGGACAAGCUAAGAAAAUUGUGCCUUUAAAUGAGACCAGAAUUUAUUUGGAGGAUCGCCUAGGCUUCAAGAAAAUGCAGAAAGAAGGCAAGUUGGUACUGAUAUCAAUAGAAGGCGAUCACUUACGUUUCUCCGACACUUGGUUCGUCGAGACUAUCAUUAAGCCUUAUCUCCUUAAUUAGAGCUGAUCAACAAAGGUUAUAUACUCAGUGAUAGUCAAUAAUGAAUCUCAUUAACUCGAUCAUUUGUCCACACAGUUCUGUUAUGUAUUCAUUAAGAGUUUAAGUGCCUGAAUAACUUCAUAAGUGAACUUUUCUAGAACAGUCUGCUUCUUAUUGUAUGUAUUUUCAUUUAAUAAGACAUAUAAUAUGAAUAAUAUACCAAAGUGAAAAAAUAUUAUUUAA
Spodoptera litura is the source of this 1235-nucleotide messenger RNA. It is a transcript of the gene Ppt1, whose product is annotated as Palmitoyl-protein thioesterase 1. Gene Ontology annotation, cellular component: lysosome. The record is from RefSeq and is a predicted model, not a curated record. Gene Ontology annotation, molecular function: palmitoyl-(protein) hydrolase activity. Gene Ontology annotation, biological process: protein depalmitoylation; receptor-mediated endocytosis. NCBI's taxonomy places the organism in Eukaryota, Metazoa, Arthropoda, Insecta, Lepidoptera, Noctuidae.